Varroa destructor (honeybee mite) is the source of this 4857-nucleotide messenger RNA. RefSeq names its product DNA-directed RNA polymerase, mitochondrial-like. Gene Ontology annotation, molecular function: mitochondrial promoter sequence-specific DNA binding; DNA-directed RNA polymerase activity. The record is from RefSeq and is a predicted model, not a curated record. Gene Ontology annotation, cellular component: mitochondrial DNA-directed RNA polymerase complex. Gene Ontology annotation, biological process: mitochondrial transcription. NCBI's taxonomy places the organism in Eukaryota, Metazoa, Arthropoda, Arachnida, Mesostigmata, Varroidae.
UCGAAGUGCGCGGGUUGAUGUUUCUCUAAAGUUUGAACUUUUAGUGCUGGAACAAUAAUCAUUUUAUGAUGAGAAGUUCUGUUUAAUGUUUCUGCUAAAUUUAUCUAAUGCAACUAAUCGUUCGUUCGUUGGUUUGUUUCAUAAUUUUUAUGUAGCAGUGGGGUACACGGAACAAAUGCCACAUGGACACAGCUUGUAUAAGGACCAUCAAAGAAACCAAUGACGUAGUCUCAAAAAUCGGCAAAAGUCAGCCAAUGUAUCGCGUGUGUGCUUCCGUGUGUCGAUCGCCGGGCCGCUUAUAUUUAAUUGACGCUCGGAGUGGUCUCCAUCAAAACGUAAAAGCCUCUGUCCAAGGGAUGACAUCACAAAAGAAACUUUACGGCCGAUCCCAUGACGAUCAUCAUGACCUCACUACCUCGGAAGCGCAUCAGACUAAUACACUGAGAGAAUUCGGACUUAGUAAAUCGACGCGUCCUACUGAAAGUACAGUCGUCGCUUCACUACAGCUCGCUGGGGUUACAGUUCGAGAGUUACAUAAUGACAUUAUUGACAAUGGAACUACAGCCUCAGUCAACGCUUCGUCGGCUAAGGUGAGAAUAGACCCAGCGACUAAACUUGAUAGCAAGGUAAAUCAUACUUUGAAAGAAGGACGAAGACCCAUAAGCGGCGCUGCAGUCCGCCGCUCUCGGAUAUUACAAGAUCAGGAAACGGUGUUGAUGGCACUGAAAAGCUUCAUAGAGGUAUCGGUACUUUGUGGCGAAUUGACGCAGGCCAUCAUCGCAUUGCGAUACUAUCAGAAGAAGCUCUCACUUAAAUGUGGAAACGACAUUAUUAAAUCGGUACCGACAUGGAUUUACAAUUCACUUCUAUGGGGAUACAUUAACAAGCGAGACCUCCUUGGGGUCAUGAUGGUGAAAAAGUUAAUGGCAGAAAAUCGUGUUGCGUUUGAUGUGACAAACUGUUUCGAUUUAUUCGCGGUCAAGAUAGACCGGGAUCCAAAACUGUCUUCCAGGUUGAUCAGCGCUAUAUUCGGAAACGAAAUCACGUUUAAACAGCGAUGUCAAGAGCUUGUGAUUGACAAGAUUCAGUCUGAAAAUAUCAUGAGGAUCAUUCGGAAGGUAAAACCAGAUUCCCGGGCACCAGUGCAAACUUAUCUGGAGCAAUACAAAUGCGGUCCUCAGAAAGAUCUGAAAUCAAACAAGGUCUCUGAAUCUAGUCCCGAACAAGAUAAAAUUAUACCAUUGAACCUACUUUUUGAGGGAGCUGGAGAGCAAUGGAGCCGCGAACUAAGAGGAAUCGUUAAGGUGAAGUCAAUAACCGCAGUUAGGGAACCGACGCCGUAUGUGAAAUUCCUGCGUCUGCAAGUACAGGCUCUUGAAAAAGAAUGGGCCGACGAUCUUCGUUUCUUUCUGAAUAAAGAGUUGCGGAAGUUACAAAGCCAUCAACAAGUUAAUUCUGGGAUGACUUUACACCCUUACCUAAGCGUACUCGACCUUAAGGCAGUCGUCGCCCUAUUGCUACACGAGAUACGAUCGAUUGCCCUCUCAGCAGACACAUGUAACCUCGCUAUAAACCAGCGUUGCGAAAUGUUUGGUCAACAAAUAAAUGACAUGUAUGCCACAUGUGCGAAAACGAGGCUUGGGGUUACCCCUAAAUUGAAGGCAAUCUACAACGAUUAUCUGAAGAUCUAUAAUUUGCGGUCAACGCGUCCCGAACGUGAGCUUUGGGAAGAUUUACUUACUCAGCAUUCGUUGUGGGGCCCCACUCUCGAAGAGUUAAGUCCGGUUCCGUGGCCGAAGUCGGUUAUUACUGGGGUGGGCCGUUUCCUUUACCAGGCAAUCCGCAACCUUCAACUAGACAUCGAUAUUUUAAAAAGUGAUAACAGGUCAGGUGUACUGGUCAAUGCUAUUUAUGUCGUGUUUAAAAAGAAUGGCUCUUCUUUUUGUAAAAGAGAAGAAUGGAAACCCCAUCCUAUGCUCGCCAAACUAUACCGUGAAGCUCAGCUAGAAGAUCUUCGUUUCGACAUCAAGACAGUCCCAAUGUUGAGUCCUCCGAAACCGUGGCAUAAUCGAGAGGAUUCGCCUUUCCUUGUGUCUCAAGUAACUAUGAUUCGAGCUCCCAACGAAAGAGCUUUUCAGAAAGACAAGUCGAUACGCGGAGAUUUCUAUCUGGCGUUUGACGCACUCAAUGCUCUCUCCAGAUGCCCUUGGAUCAUCAAUAAGCCCAUAUUGCAAUUAAUUACUAAGGUGUUUUUGAACAAUGGUGAUCCUAAAUUGGGUAUUCCACAACCAUCAGGUGUCCUUCCGAUAUCACAGCCGCUCAACUCGGAACCAAAGAGUGAAGAGCAUAAAGCCACGAAAGAGCUCGCAACUUACCACCGGAAAUGUGCGGAAGCGUACUCGCUAUGGUGUGACAUGCUUUACAAAUUGUCGAUUGCUAACCAUUUCAAAGAUACUACCUUCUGGUUUCCGUACAAUUUAGAUUUCAGAGGUCGAGCGUAUCCAUGCUCAUCGUACUUCAAUCACAUUGGCAAUGACGUAAUGCGUGGAUGCUUGAUGUUUGCUGAGGGAAAACCUCUUGGACCGAAUGGAUUAAAUUGGCUCAAGUUGCAUCUGAUUAACCUGACUGGAUUUUUGAAGGAUCGGUCAAUUUCUAAGAAACUCAAGCACGUAAAUGAAAUUAUAGAUGAUAUAUUGGACUCAGCUGAUUAUCCGUUUACCGGCAAAAGGUGGUGGCAAACUUCAGACGAACCGUGGCAAACGUUAGCUGCCUGCAAAGAAGUGGCCAACGCUCUACGCUGCGACAAAGGCCCCUCUGAGUACGUAUGCCACUUUCCCGUUCAUCAGGAUGGCAGUUGUAAUGGUCUACAGCAUUACGCCGCUCUGGGAAGGGAUCUUCAAGGCGCAGAGCAGGUGAAUCUCAGGCCUAUGGAUCUUCCUCAGGAUGUAUACAGCGGAAUUGCUGAGGUUGUUGAACAGGAAAGAAUGCGUGAUGCUGAGGACGGAGUGUUUAUAGCUCGGAUUCUUGAGGGGUACAUCAAAAGAAAGGUGGUUAAACAAACGGUGAUGACUGUUGUAUACGGCGUAACUCGGUAUGGUUCUGAACAACAAAUACUGCGACAGCUGCAAGACCUGGCUGAUUUCCCACAGCAAUACGUCCAUGCUGCAGCUUCAUAUCUUGCCCAAAAAGUUCUUUUCAGUCUUCGUGAAAAGUUCACUGCGACUAGACAAAUCCAGGACUGGUUAGCUAACUGUGCGAAGUUAGUGGGCAAAAUCAGAGGCCAGCCGAUCGACUGGAUAACACCUCUCGGACUGCCCGUUGUACAGCCCUAUUUUCUACCUGUCAAGAAAAGGUCGCCAGUAUCGUUUGGGGAAAAUCUUUACAAAAACUAUGUCGACUUUUGGGAUCACAGCAGCAAACCCAAUGUAAAGAAGCAGAGAAAUGCCUUCCCGCCUAAUUUCAUUCACAGUAUAGAUUCGAGUCAUAUGAUGUUGACAGCAAUUCAUUCACAGGCAGCCGGCAUCAGUUUUGCGUCCGUUCACGAUUGUUUCUGGACGCAUCCGUCUACGGUAGAGACUAUGAAUCGGCUUUGCCGUGAACAGUUUGUAGCUCUUCAUUCAGAACCGAUCCUGGAAAAUUUGUCGGAAUAUUUUGUGCAGCGAUUUGGCUUUCUUGACUCUGAGGUUACUGGAGAUGACUCUCGUUCAGAUAUUGUCAAGAAAAAGUUUAAUGAAGCGUUAAGGAAGGUUCCUCCAAGGGGUGAAUUUAACCUUAAAGAGGUCCUUGAUUCGGUGUACUUUUUCAGCUAGUGUUAUUGACCUAAUAUUACCAAACCUUUUUUGCGUAUAGACUAAAUAUUUUGUGGGAUUAUAUUCAUUUACUAUCAAAUUCGUUUAGCAAAAUGGCCCUUUGUGUAAGAGAGAUAAAAAUGAGGUUCUUUAAAUACGUAUCUUAAAUUUUAACUAGGUAAAAUUUGAGAUACGUAUUUUAUUUAAUUAACGUUCAUUUAUUAAGCAGCUCUGGGGUCGUGAUGCGUAAUACAUGAAAAUUUCGUGUUCAAUUUAGGAUGCUUGAACUAUAUAUAUAUAUUUCCAGUCACUUAAAGAAACAUCCCGAUACGUGGAGAUGUCUUCGACCAAAUUGUUGUAGAAGGACAACACGUGCUCAGUGGACCUCGUCGUCGGCCAAAUGGUCAAUUUUAAUUGUAAAAUUAUAUUCUGUGUAUCCUUUGGCAAGAAUUUUUGGAGUGUAUUUGUUCCAGUUUUAAUGCCUUAUUAUUAGCAUAUGCAUAAUAAAGAAACUGGUAUGCAAGUGUAUGUACAAAUUGCGCGUUACCAAUUUUUGUAAAUAGUGUCCAGUAAUAGUAAUAUAUAUUGCACACAUACAAAAUUAUCAACACGUAUGAGCUCUCAUGUGUGAUUAUUUAGAGCAAUGUAAUUGAAGAGAAGUAUUCGAUACUUAUGGAAUUUCACAUGAUGAUAGCAUGGUAUUGAUGGUGGCGUAGUGGACACAAACUUGUCAUAGUCGUACGAAAUAUACCAGUUCUAAACCGACCUUAUUCAUCAGAAGUGUUCGAUCUUUAAGGGAUGAAUAUUUUAGACACGUACGUAAGUAAAUAUUUACCAAAUUCUCAAUUAUUCGUAAUUAAUAAAUGUUCAUUACAGAAGUUGCUGAACGAAACUAUAAAAAGCUGCUUCAAUUUUGCUUUUUUAUUAUAUACUCCGGCAAUACUAACGAUAGCUUACAUAACUUGUAGAACGGUCUUUCAUGCUCUUCAAAGUAGCGUUAAUACCGAUCUUGUAAUUAAACUUGUGCUAUUAGGACAGCAAAUACAUGCUUGAACUAAUUUUAGACAAA